Messenger RNA from Anastrepha obliqua, 1539 nucleotides. RefSeq names its product probable cytochrome P450 4d14 (gene Cyp4d20). Bases 1 to 1539 code for a protein of 512 amino acids. Lineage: Eukaryota; Metazoa; Arthropoda; Insecta; Diptera; Tephritidae. Gene Ontology annotation, molecular function: monooxygenase activity; heme binding; oxidoreductase activity, acting on paired donors, with incorporation or reduction of molecular oxygen. The record is from RefSeq and is a predicted model, not a curated record. The transcript is spliced from 5 exons.
AUGUUUGUUGCACUUUUCAUAGGUUUGGUGGUGCUACUAAUAAUCGUUGACUAUUUGAAUAGACGCCGUCAUAACGAGAUCUUUAAGCAAAAUGGCAUUAAGUCUUUUACAUAUCUGCCAAUUAUAGGCUCGGCGCAUCAUCUCGUCAAUGUGUCACCAAAUGAUUUGCUCCAAUUCACCAGUGAAGUCUUUGAAAAAUAUGGAAACACCUGUAGUUUAUGGCUUUUAAAUCGAGCAACCGUUCUAACGGCUGAUCCUGUGGUUAUAGAGCCGCUACUCAGCAGUCAAAAAGUGUUAAAAAAGAAUAGCCUUUACGGGCUGUUGGACUCGUGGUUGAAGGAGGGUUUGCUACUCAGCACCGGACCUAAAUGGCAUAGUCGCAGAAAAACGAUUACGCCUACAUUUCAUUUUAAAAUAUUGGAACAAUUUGUGCAGGUAUUUGAGCAACAAAGCAAUAUUAUGAUGCAUGCAUUGAAGGAGAAAGCCGAUGGUGAAACGGUGGUUAAUUUAUAUCCAUUUGUUUGUGCGAUGGCACUGGAUAUUAUUGCAGAGACCGCCAUGGGUGUAAAAAUCAACGCACAAUUACAACCCAAUUUUCCUUAUGUGAAGGCUGUGCGCACAGUCUCUGCCAUAUUCGCAGAACGCUUUAUAGCACCCUUGCAACGUUUUGAUUUCUGGCUACGCCUGACUGCACCUCGUCGCUUCCAGCAACUCCAAAGUAGCAUCGCACUCAUGCACGAUUUCACUGGAAGCGUUAUCGAACAGCGUCGCGCCCAAUUAGAGCAGUCAAUCGAAAAUAAUACUCGAAAGGACGAAGCAACGGAUACACCACUCCACGACGACGUUGGUUGCAAGAAACAUAGUGCCUUCUUGGAUAUGCUAUUGCAGGCGAAGAUCAAGGGCCAGCCACUUUCGAACUCCGACAUACGUGAAGAGGUGGAUACGUUCAUGUUCGAAGGGCAUGACACCACCACCAGCGGCAUUUCAUUCACUUGCUAUCUACUGUCGCGUCACCCAGAUGUGCAACAGAAGGUGUUCGAGGAAUUGCGUGCAGUUAUUGGUGACGACAAGCAGCGAGCGAUGACGUUGUAUGAUCUGCAGGCGCUGCAAUAUCUGGAAUGUGUGAUUAAGGAAUCGAUGCGUCUGUAUCCCCCAGUACCCUCAAUUGGGCGCCAUAUUGAGGAGGAUGUUUAUUUGGGUGACAAACUUUUUCCUGCCAAUACCAAUCUAACCAUUUUAAUUUACCAUGCAAUGCGUAAUCCUGACUACUUCGAUGAUGCCGAACAGUUCAUACCCGAACGUUUUAGGGCCGAUGCUGACCGAAAGAUCCAUACAUUCGCUUAUGUGCCCUUUAGCGCUGGUCCGCGUAAUUGUGUGGGUCAAAAGUUCGCAAUGCUCGAGAUGAAGAGCACCAUUUGCAAGAUUUUACGUCAUUAUGAACUACUAGCGCUGGGGCAGGAGGUGCGUCCCAUUGCGAAUAUAGUUCUACUUUCAGCCAACGGUGUAAAUAUGGGUUUGAGGCCUCGGAAGUAUGUUUAA